Colletotrichum destructivum is the source of this 189-nucleotide messenger RNA. RefSeq lists its product as uncharacterized. The coding region runs from base 1 to 189 and encodes 62 amino acids. The transcript has a single exon. NCBI's taxonomy places the organism in Eukaryota, Fungi, Ascomycota, Sordariomycetes, Glomerellales, Glomerellaceae. The record is from RefSeq and is a predicted model, not a curated record.
AUGAAAUCCUUCACUCAAGCUCUAUUUAUCUACCUCUUCGCUGUCGCUAGCGUUCAGGCUGCAUGCACCUUGGAAACCCCUGGUACUGAGGGCUUUGAAGGCGGCAAUUGCAGGGCUGGUAGGACGAAAUGCCAGUCCGAUAGUGGCGGAGCAAGCAUUCUCUGCUGCGAUGACUCUAGUUGCAAGUAA